CACUUAGAUAUCGGCCAGCUGUUUGAAUAUUAAAAAUAAACAUAAUUGAUUUUCUACCCAAAAAUAUAUUGAAGUGUGCUGCAAAAAGUGGCCGCUCUCUUCGUUGUGCACAGGACAGGACUGAGACUGCCAGCGACGGUGACGUGACCGGCGACAGCGAUGGGUUCCGACGACCAGAGUGCCGCCGACAAGAUCCAUAAGGGAUUCCAGAUAAAUUACAUGAUAUUGCGUGACGCGGACAGCGGCAAGAUAAUAUGGCAAGAGAACAAGGACUUCUCGGCCCCGGACGUGGAGCACGAGGCGCGGGUGCCCGUCAAAAUACUGGACAUGCGGGCGGUGUCGCGUGAGAUCAACUUCAGCACCGUCGAGUCGAUGGAGAACUUUCGGCUUGACCAGAAGGUGCUGUUCAAGGGCCGCAUCAUGGAGGAGUGGUUCUUCGAGAUGGGCUUCGUCGGCGCCAGCACCACCAACACCUGGCAGUCGACGAUCGAGGCGGCCCCCGAGUCCCAAAUGAUGCCAGCCAAGGUCUUAAAUGGCAAUGUGACAAUUCAAACCAGUUUCUAUGACAACGAAACACUCAUCACAAAAUCGGUUGUGCGCCUCUACUACAUCUAAGUGAAUGUGAGUCAGAGUCGGCCCACACACUCGCACACGGCCAGGUGUUCACUCUGCACACUCGCCCACACACAAACAAACAAACAAACAUACAUAUAUAUAUAUACAUAAGUCUAUAUAUUUAUAGCCGAUCUUCUGCAAUUCUGCCCGAUGCUAAUGCACCACCAACGUCUCAAAAUGUUCUCCGCGAAACAGUUCGCUGCUCUUUGAAGUUUCUGCAUUUGAAUGCAUAUUGUUAGUGCGUUUGUAGUUCUAGAAUCUAGAUGAAUGCAUUUUAAUAUAAUUUUACACGACACAUACUAUAUUAAUU
Drosophila obscura is the source of this 925-nucleotide messenger RNA. It is a transcript of the gene PrBP, whose product is annotated as probable cGMP 3',5'-cyclic phosphodiesterase subunit delta. The transcript has a single exon. The coding region runs from base 160 to 615 and encodes 151 amino acids. Gene Ontology annotation, biological process: sensory perception of light stimulus. Gene Ontology annotation, cellular component: cytoplasm. Lineage: Eukaryota; Metazoa; Arthropoda; Insecta; Diptera; Drosophilidae. The record is from RefSeq and is a predicted model, not a curated record.